Molecule: messenger RNA, 1294 nt
Organism: Lecanosticta acicola
Lineage: Eukaryota; Fungi; Ascomycota; Dothideomycetes; Mycosphaerellales; Mycosphaerellaceae
Source: the annotation of a GenBank genome assembly
AUGUCGCUGACAUUGCUCUCCAGAAGAGCCGUUGCUCGCUCGCUGUCGUCUGUUCAGACCCGCUCGCUCAGCACCCCCGUCAACGACGCCUUCGCACCGAUCUCGGCCACUCCCCCUCCACCGCCAGAGCCCACCAAUGCGUUAUGGACGGCUGUCAACGCUCGGGAGCCCAGAUACGACUGGUCCAAGAAUGAGAUCCGUGAGAUAUACAAUACGCCGCUCAUGGAGUUGGCUUUCCAGGCUGUAUGCAUUGGCGACUCCCCUUCAGUACAGCUGCUCCGGGUAUAAGAGAUGCUGAUAAGUGUCGUGUGCAUAGGGCACACUACACCGACGCUUCCACUCGCCCUCAGCAGUGCAGAUGUGCACCCUGAUGAACAUCAAAACCGGAGGCUGUAGCGAAGACUGCUCCUACUGUGCGCAAUCUUCCCGUUAUAGCACCGGACUGAAAGCAACGAAGAUGUCUCCAGUAGAGAAAGUACUGGACGCAGCCCGGAUAGCAAAGGACAAUGGAAGUACUCGCUUCUGCAUGGGCGCCGCUUGGAGAGACAUGCGAGGUCGCAAGACUAGCUUGAAGAACGUCAAGGCCAUGGUGAAGGGCAUUCGGGACAUGGAUAUGGAGGUCUGUGUCACACUUGGCAUGAUCGACCAGGACCAGGCCGAUGAGCUCAAGGAGGCUGGACUUACGGCAUACAAUCACAAUGUGGACACCUCGCGGGAACAUUACCCGUCUGUCAUCACAACCCGCACGUACGACGAGCGUCUGCAGACGCUGUCCCACGUCCGGCAAGCCGGGAUCAACGUCUGCUCAGGCGGCAUUCUCGGACUGGGAGAGAAGCCAGAGGACCACGUCGGUUUGAUCUACACUGUCUCCACGCUGCCUCAACAUCCCGAGUCGUUCCCGGUCAAUGCCCUCGUCCCCAUCAAAGGCACCCCGCUCGGCGACAGCCCUGACCGAAAGCGAAUCGAAUUCGAUGCCAUUCUUCGCACCAUCGCCACAGCCCGCCUGGUCAUGCCCGCUACCAUCAUCCGUAUUGCAGCCGGCCGAACAACCAUGAGCGAGGCUGAGCAGAUUCUCUGCUUCUCCGCAGGGGCCAACGCUGUCUUCACUGGAGAGAAGAUGUUGACCACAGAGUGCAAUGGGUGGGACGAGGAUAAAGCUAUGUUUGAGCGGUACGGACUCGUACCAAUGAAGAGCUUUGAAAGAGGUGGUUUUCGGGAGACGAGCUGGGCUUCACUGAAGGGUGAUCUAGCAGCCGUAUCGGAACAGUCAGCGGAGGUGACCGCCACUAUUUGA